GCACAUGUCCGAUCAAAUCAUAUUCUGGCCUUUCCUCGGCUGUUCGAAGGCACAAGUAUUCUUAGCAGGCGCGAUAUGCUGAGUUCAUCACGUGCAGACACGACACCAACUGAGCAAUGAGUACCAUGGUCAGUCAGUGUGAAAAGAUCUGAGUGAGUCUAGUUCAAGUACCUAGGUAUGCAGACUUUUCGCGGAUCUCACAGAAAUCCUCGUUAUCUUCAUCUGUCGAGCUGGAUCGGAGCAAGCGGUCGAUCAAGCACCCACUUCAACCUUCAGCAUGGCAACGGACUAUGUGGUAAUCAACAAGGCAAAUUGGGACGAGCGGGCCCCAGAACACGCUCGAUCCCCUGCAUAUGCCUGUCAGACAUUGAUCAAUAAUCCUGAAGCGCUGUCCGAUGUAGUUCGCUUCGAUAUGCCCCGGCUCGGAGACAUCUCGAAUCUGGACGUCGUCCACCUUCAGUGCCACAUCGGUACAGACACACUCUCUUUGGCAAGGCUUGGAGCACGUAGUGUCGUCGGUCUCGAUUUCUCCUCUGCAUCACUGCAUGAAGCACGACAAUUGGUUGCGGACGCUGAUUGUGGGGAGAGGGUACGAUUUGUGGAGGCAGAAGUUGAGAAAGCAGUGCAGGCGCUCGGCAGGCAUUGCUUCGAUGUGGUAUACACAGGGAUUGGGGCGUUGUACUGGCUGCCUGAUAUCAAGGCAUGGGCGAAGACAGUGUCGGAAUUGCUACGGCCUGGCGGAAUGCUGUUCAUCCGUGAAGCACAUCCUAUCUGGAGGACACUGGACGAGACAACCGAGGACGGGCUGAAGUUCAAGUAUCCGUAUUUUGAACAGGAAGAACCGAUGCUGUUCGAGUUCCCGGGGACAUAUGUGCCCUUGGGGAGCGGCAAGGCUGAGUUCGAAGCCCAGAAAGCCGUGCAGUGGAAUCGAGGCUUGGCCGAGAUCGUGCAAGCGGUUAUUGAAUCCGGUUUGCAGAUUGUAGGUCUGCAUGAGCAUCAGUCUUUGCCAUGGGACGCGCUACCCGGGCGAAUGCUCCGUGGAGCUGAUGGUGAAUACGAGCUCAGAGAGGGCAAAGAACGGCUACCGCUCAGCUAUACACUACAAGCGAUCAAGUUGUCUCGAAGAUGAAUUGUUCGUAGAAUUCAGGGUAGUUCGGUCGAAGAGCUGGCGGCCGCCCGUGAGCUGCAGAGUGUUAUAUUCCUAAAAGAAGCCAUCACGAAAUGGGUACCUUGGAGGCUACGAUAGAGGUGAUCUAUCCAGCAGAUGUGAACUGCGCGUUUUGUGAAAUCUCAGGUGUCGGAAGUUGUUGGAUCAUCGCCAAAGUCACCUCCAUCGAAUGUGCCUACCAAGCGACAUCAGCAUGGCACCCAAUGUCAUCA
Molecule: messenger RNA, 1380 nt
Organism: Dissoconium aciculare CBS 342.82
Lineage: Eukaryota; Fungi; Ascomycota; Dothideomycetes; Mycosphaerellales; Dissoconiaceae
Product: S-adenosyl-L-methionine-dependent methyltransferase
Exons: 3
Coding region: 278-1129 (283 amino acids)
Source: RefSeq, a predicted model, not a curated record